UGGCAGCGGCGGCAGCGAGAGAACGAGCGGGCCCAGUGGCCGCGGGCAGACCGGAGGGAACGUAGGAAGCGGUCAUGUCUCGCUACACGAGGCCCCCCAACACCUCCCUGUUCGUCAGGAACGUCGCGGACGCCACCAGAAAAUCUAAAGCAGUCCACAGUAGCUGGCAAGCGCCCCCCAGUUUGAACCAACCUGUUAGCUAGAAUCCAAGCAUAAACCGAGCAGGCGAGACAAAAGGCACCUAAAGUUCAAGCAUCAAGGAGUAAAGAGGGAGGGUGGACACAGAUAUAAAGACCUGGAAGAGGGGAAGUCUUUAUCAAGCAAAAGACAAAGCCAACUUUGAGACUUCGGCUUUCCUACAUUUACUCAGAGUUCCAGAGUCAAAGCCAAGUCUGAUUUUGUUGGUUCUGCGUCUCUUAUAAAGUCCAUCUUGCAAGUCUUAAAGAGUAAAGGUCAAGGUUCAAGAUCAAGUGACUUUGAGAAUAAAGACUUUUGCAAGCUGAUAUUUUCAGUGAAAAUAUGAUGGAUCCUUUAUCUGAAGAAGGGAAUGAGUCCUAAACAGUUUAUUUUAUAAUGCUAGCCUUUUUGGAUUAAUUUUUUUUCUCAUAAUGUUUGAAAGUAUAAAUGCAUAUUGUAGCUAACUAAUGUAUACAUUAAAAGGACAGUAACAUGUUCAUUUCUAUUCUUUGGAUUCACUCUAAAUCAUAAUGGGGCAUUUGUUUCAUAGUAAAUAGUGAAAGUAUUUUUUUUUUCUGAUUAUUCAUAUUGGAGAGAUAAGCUUAAUAUCUAGAACUUAUUUUUCCAAUUAAUUUCAUUUCACAUUUAAAUAACACCUUAAAAAUAUUUUCACAUGCUAUCUGAUGUUCAAAGUGUCCUUAACAGCUAGUCAUAUUUGAAGAUGUUCGAGAUGCUGAAGAUGCUCUUUAUAACCUCAAUAGAAAGUGGGUAUGUGGCCGUCAAAUUGAAAUACAGUUUGCACAAGGUGAUCGCAAAACACCAGGCCAAAUGAAAUCAAAAGAACGUCAUCCUUGUUCUCCAAGUGAUCAUAGGAGAUCAAGAAGCCCCAGCCAAAGGAGAACUAGAAGUAGAAGUUCUUCAUGGGGAAGAAAUAGGAGGCGGUCAGAUAGCCUUAAAGAGUCUCGACACAGGCGAUUUUCUUACAGCCAGUCUAAAUCUCGUUCCAAAUCAUUACCAAGGCGGUCUACCUCAGCAAGGCAGUCAAGAACUCCAAGAAGGAAUUCUGGUUCUAGAGGACGGUCAAGGUCCAAGUCCUUACAAAAAAGGUCCAAGUCAAUAGGAAAAUCACAAUCAAGUUCACCUCAAAAGCAGACUAGCUCAGGAACAAAAUCAAGAUCACAUGGAAGACAUUCUGACUCCAUAGCAAGAUCCCCAUGUAAAUCUCCCAAAGGGUAUACCAAUUCUGAAACUAAAGCACAAGCAGCAAAACAUUCUCAUUUUCGGUCACAUUCCAGAUCUCGGAGUUAUCGUCAUAAAAACAGUUGGUGAACAGCAAUGGAAGAAUACUACAUAGUCUUUAAUAUAAGUUAUUAAACCUCUCAUUAUGUUAAAUAAAAAUUCUUCAAGGCUUAUAGAAAAUGUGAGUUGAUAUUAGUUACUCUGGGCAUGUGAAGAAAUAAAAUGUAGCUUUGGAAUAAUAAAGAUUUGGUCUCACUUUAAGGGCCCACACCAAAAAUUAUGCUAUCUAAUGUCACCAUUUUAUGGACCAUUUUUUAUUUACAGUGUAGCAGUAGGGUACUUUUCAAAGGUAAUGGGUAAAAAUGGAAGCAAUUUAGAAAAUUCCACUUGGAUAUUAAAUAUAGUAAUAUUAAUAAUACCUUUUACAAAAACAUUUUUUACUCUAAAGCACUUUUCAUAUAAAAAGUAAUUAUGGCUAUAUAAUUGCAUACAGUAGACUUAAACUUUUUGAAACCUGUGUCUCUUGUGUCUUUGGUUCAAGUUUAGGUCAAUUCCUAAAUUAGGUCAGUUUAGGUACUAUUUCAAAUUAGAACAGCCUGAAAUCCCCAUAAGCAGAAUUUAUAUAAAGAUCAAGCAUUCAAAAGAUACAUUGUCUUCUCUGAGCUCAAAGAGUAUUUUUAAUUGUUGGAUAGAAUAAUAUAGAUGCCAGGCAUGGUGGCACAUGCCUGUAAUCCCAGCUAUUUGGGAGGCUGAAGCAGGAGGAUUGCAUACUCCAAGCUACCCUUGGCAAUUUAACAAGACUCUCAAAAAAUAAAAAGGGCUGGGGAUAUAGCUCGGUGGUAAAGCACCACUGGGUUUGAUCCCCAGUACUGGGAAAAAGGAAAACAGUAUAAAAAAGUUGAUGUGAAAAUGUAUCCUAUACCAUGUUCACUUCAAAACUGUGAAAACAUUUUAGAAAUACUAUAUUUUGAGUUGAGACUACUUGUUUUUUAAAAUCAUGGUAUGCAACACUCACAAUCCAAAAAUAUUCAUAUUGAGCCUUACACAUAUGAAGAGUAUUACAUUUUGUAAAAAAUCAUAUUUUAUACCAUUCUUUCUACAUACCUAUUUUCAUCUGCUGCUUAAUUUUUUUUUCUUUUUAGAGCUCUAGCUCAAAAUUCUAGAAUAUAUAAAAUAACAUUAUUUUUGAAAGAAUGUUUAUUUAGUAUCUUGUAUUAAAAAACUCAAAACUACAUCUUCAAAACACAGCAUUAUAAUAUUCAAAUUUUACAUUACACUGCUCUUCAUUUUUUAAGCCAAAUAACUUUGUUGAUAUUAAUUGCUUUUAUAGUUGUUAUAACUAAAUUUCUUUUAAACUAUGUUUGUAGUUUGUUUUUCAGAAGGUUUUGGUAGCUUUGUAAUAAAAUGGUUUUGCAUAUUAUUAUAGGGGGUAUAUUUAUAGAGGUCUACUUGUAUACUUUAUCGAAUUAUAUUACUGAAACUAAAAGUUAUCAACCCAUACAGUUAAUACUUAUAUCUAGAGUGGUUAAGAAAAAGACCUUAUAUUUUUAGUAUAUAGGAGCCAGUCUUGCUUCUAUUUCUUUUGAAUAGAAAUUCCAUUUUUCUUUGCAUUUUAGAUUCUAUAUGUGAGAAACAACAAAAUAAUUUGUAUGCUAAUAAUAUUUGGACAAGUACCAUAAAUUUAUGUAUAUUGUACUUUCUGAGUAGAUUUUUCUCUAUUUAAUCAUACCAAAUUUAUUUAUCUCAGAACUACAAUUCUGAAGUGUUCAGCUGUAAUAAAAAGUUAUAAAAUUAUGUGGUACUAUAAAAAAUUUAAAAGAAAACAAAUAUUAAUAGUAAUUUUAAAUAUUUUCUAAAUGGAUCCAAACAUAUACAGUCAUAUUAAAUAAUAACUAGGGGGCUGGGGAUGUAGUUCAGUGGUAGAACAUCUGCUCAGCACUUGCAAGGCCCUGGGUUUGAUCCUCAGUACUGCAAAAAAUAAAUAAAUAUAUAACAACUA
Molecule: messenger RNA, 3415 nt
Organism: Marmota monax (woodchuck)
Lineage: Eukaryota; Metazoa; Chordata; Mammalia; Rodentia; Sciuridae
Gene: Srsf12
Product: serine and arginine rich splicing factor 12
Exons: 5
Coding region: 1006-1506 (166 amino acids)
Molecular function (GO): RNA binding
Source: RefSeq, a predicted model, not a curated record